Messenger RNA from Drosophila nasuta, 1259 nucleotides. RefSeq names its product membrane-associated progesterone receptor component 1-like. Bases 174 to 788 code for a protein of 204 amino acids. The record is from RefSeq and is a predicted model, not a curated record. Gene Ontology annotation, cellular component: endomembrane system; endoplasmic reticulum; membrane. NCBI's taxonomy places the organism in Eukaryota, Metazoa, Arthropoda, Insecta, Diptera, Drosophilidae. The transcript is spliced from 2 exons.
GGCAGUCACAGGUACACAGGGUGGAAAACUAUUGUUCUAGAAAGAACACAUAUUGUGCAUAAAUAAAUGCAAGACUUAUAUAACGCACAAAACGAAACGAAACUCCAGCGAAACGUGUUCAAAGUCCGUUAAUCAACAGUGUGGGAAGCAGUAAAAGAAAGUAAUCUACAAAUAUGGACACGCAAAAUACAAUUGAGACUGAUGCAACAGUCGAGGAAUCUUCAUCAUUUCUGGCAGCCGCAUUUCGCGAAAUCUUCUACAGUCCCAUGAACCUUGCUCUGCUUUCCAUCAUUGUCUUCUUGGUCUACAAAAUAGUGCGUGAUCGCACAGAAGGUCCCGGGGCUCGCGACUUGUCUCAGCAACAGGCGGAACCAGAAUUACCAAAGUUGCGACGUGACUUUACGAUCAAGGAGCUGCGACCCUACGAUGGCAAUCAACCGGAUGGUCGCGUCUUGGUUGCCGUGAAUGGUAAUGUCUAUGACGUCACAAAGGGAAAACGGUUCUAUGGUCCUGGCGGACCAUAUGCUACAUUCGCCGGACGCGACGCAUCGCGUAAUUUAGCCACAUUCAGUGUGGUGGCCAAUGAGAAGGACGAGUACGAUGAUCUGAGUGAUCUGGGCGCCAUGGAAAUGGAUUCAGUGCGUGAUUGGGAUAUGCAGUUCAAGGAGAAAUACGAUUAUGUGGGCAAGUUGCUGCGUAACGGUGAGCAGCCGACUGACUAUGAUAACGAGAACGAUGAUGAUGAUGAGGUGCCGCCCGUCGCUGCUGAUGACAAGAAAAAAGAUUAGAGUGGUGGAAAGCAUAGCUGUUGUAACGAUGACUGGGCACAAAGCCGGCGAUUGAGCACUUGAAAUCGGUAUAUCGAACACAGCUUUGCAAUCAACAUAGUUGCAUUCCCCACCACAUCCUCCACAAUACACCACACACUGAUAGCACACCACAGCCUUCCUCUUCUCACCAUACACAUAAUUAUACACACGAAAUGGAACAGGCAACCUGUAAAAACAUUUAGCAAUUUAACGGAAAACUAUACUAAGAUUUAUACAUGUACUAAAGACCAAAAACUAAUGUUGGUAUGAAAAUCUAAUUUGUGCACCACUAAAAAAAAAGAAACCUAAUCAAAAUUGUAUACAUAAAAAGAGUACUUCUUUUCCACUGGCAUGAUUAUUAUUAUUGUUAGCCCGAAGAUUUAAAUACAUGUACAUGUAUAUGAAUAUGGCAUAGUGUUGAUUACAAAAUAAAUAUAUAUUUGGGAAGUA